Heterobasidion irregulare TC 32-1 is the source of this 648-nucleotide messenger RNA. RefSeq lists its product as uncharacterized. Bases 1 to 648 code for a protein of 215 amino acids. The record is from RefSeq and is a predicted model, not a curated record. NCBI's taxonomy places the organism in Eukaryota, Fungi, Basidiomycota, Agaricomycetes, Russulales, Bondarzewiaceae. The transcript has 5 exons.
AUGCCGUUGGUAUUUCUAUGGCUUGGACGCGUGCAUAUCCUGGUAAAUCGUGCACGAGAGGAAGAUUUGGGAGAUGACGACUCCGAUGCUCUAUCAACUGUUGUAUCCAUGCGCAUGAAUGUGUCCGCUCAGAUUCGAUGCUUCUGUGGUGGUAUCUUCAACUCUUGGUACGAGUCACAAAAUCUUAACAACAUUUAUCGGCGGCUCCUCACUGCAAUCAAUGAAGGUGACGAAGAUCGAGAUUACGUCGAGGAUGACGACGACGACAGCAGCAACGAUGAAGGCGCCGAAAGGCAACAGAAACUUAUCGUAAAAGAGAGUAAACCUGACCGACAGCCAAAGCUCAAGGGUGAUGUCGACAGAAAAAUGCAACAAUUAUGGCAGCGCAUGAACGGCCUUGAUGAUCGACUCGGUAAUAUCGAGAACCUGCUGAAGGCUCUCGUUACGGCGAAGAAUAUUGGACCACUCAGUUCUAGUACUAGUACGGUUCAACCCAUCUCGAGACAGGUAGCACAGAACGAUGCUCCUGUUGACUGCGAGCCACCCACAUCAAGCCGUGGGAGCAACGACCAGGAUACCGACAAAGACAAUGAAGCAGUCAGAGGAGAGUAUUUUGGGGAGACCAGAGAAUAUUACGGCGAUGAGUGA